GUUUAUGUUUUCGAUUGCAGGAAUACUCUUCAUCGACACUGUUUUGCAACCUUUAAUCCAAAGGCUUCCAAAGUUAAAAGUUGUGAUGUAGCAUAUCACCACCAUGGAUGCCGUUAGGUUUGUUGAGUCUUGUGAAGAAGGAUUUGUAGCUGCAACUGUUACUCCUCGACAUCUUCUUCUUAACAGAAAUGUUCUCUUCCAAGGACGACUGCAACCACACAACCACUGCCUUCCAGUGCUCAAAAGAGAAAUCCACAGACAGGCUAUUGUUUCAGCAGUGACUAGUGGAAGUAAAAGAUUUUUCCUUGGAACUGAUGGUGCUCCCCAUGAGAGACGAAGAAAAGAAUGCCCUUGUGGUUGUGCUGGCAUUUAUAAUGCCCCAGUUGCCUUAGCCUUAUAUGCAAAGGUCUUUGAAGAGGUGGGUGCACUUGACAAACUAGAGGCAUUUACAAGCCUUAAUGGUCCGGACUUCUAUGGUCUUCCAAGGAACACAUCAAAGAUUAAAUUGAUCAAGACUUCAUGGAAAGUUCCAGAGUCUUUCUCAUUUUCAUUCGGUGAUAUCAUUCCUAUGUUUGCAGGUGAAACACUAGUGGCAAGCAUCCUCCUCAUAACUCGUAAGUCAGUUUUUACAAACAGACUAUAAUUUCAAAUUAUUUCUGGUCAUGCCUGCAUGGUAUGUUGAUUGCUGACAGUGUGAACUUGUAUUGUUUUCAAACUAGAGUUGAAGCAAACAAACUUUUGUUACUUUUUCAAACAACCUUACAUUAGAUAAUGAUAUGCAGCUCGGUGCAAAUUUUUGGUGGUUUGCUUUAUGUUGUGGAAUGUCUAAUUAACAUCACACGUUUUAUUAAUUUGUUGGUUUACAAUUAGAACUCUAAAUCAAAAGCCUAGAAGGCAGACAGAAAGGAGGAAAACAACAAUUGAAAAGUCCUCUUAUGACACUUAUAGUUGCUGGUAAGAACGUAACCUGAAUAAAUUAUUAGUAUGCUA
This is a messenger RNA of Rubroshorea leprosula, 990 nucleotides long. NCBI's taxonomy places the organism in Eukaryota, Viridiplantae, Streptophyta, Magnoliopsida, Malvales, Dipterocarpaceae. The record is from the annotation of a GenBank genome assembly.